AGUUCUUUGUCUUUGAGGGAUUUAUCAAUCCCGUAGAUUCCUGAGGCAGUUUGAAAAUGUGCUACUUAUCAGAUAUCAACAGACUGUGUGAGGAGAGUACUAGCAGCUCUUGUGUUCUCAUGCGUUGCGUUCAAAUCUCAGUACUUCCUCGCACGCUGAAGGAAACAUUCUGCGAUUGGUAUAAUUCGCUCUUAGCUGGAGGGUGUAUGGCUGGCCUCAUACUUUUAGAUGGCAAAUUGGGAGGACUUCAUUGCAUUUGAUAUCACAUGACAAUCCUGCUGGAAGUGCACAAGUAUUCAAGAAAAAUGAAUACUAUACGCCCUCUACGAUACGGACUUCAUACUUGACAUGCUAAGAACUGUGGAAUACGUCGAGAACAGAGUGGAAUUGGAGGUUUGUGGGUGUGAGGUAGAGAAUGGCAUCUGAAUCACCUUGCGUCUCUACUCGAUUCUUCUGUAGGUUCAACCUCCAGUGCGAAUUUAUAAACUUAUCCCUCCGCUACUAUUCGAAUUAGGAUGGGCCCAUGUAUUGUGGGAAUAAUAGAACAACUUUCUUUUGGUUUUGAUAAAGCCCAGGAACUAUUCUCGAUAGGAAUUAUUGAGUGAUACUCGAAAAACGAAAGAGUAUAUGCAAUACAAAAUAUUGUCUAAUAUGUACACAGCAAAGGCAGAUUCUGUUGGUAUCCUUUUGGAAUUGAACUGCGAAAUCGACGGUAGAAAUGAUGAAGCCCGUGAAUAAACAUGUCCAAUAGCUUUUCCCCUCAACUGAUAGAGCCAGAGAGACGGAAAUGAGAUUUCUAACGCACUUUAUGAAUCCUUUACUGAGAAUGGAAUAUGUGAGACUCUUGGAGAGAUCUCGAGGAGGGUUGGUCCAAAAAUAUCAGCCUUGUAUAUUAGGCUCGAAUUCUAGACUUAUCCAGUUUCAACUUUCCAGCUCGCUCUCCAUAGCAAAGCUCAAUUCAGAAACUCUCAAAGGAAAAGAGGCCAUGGACAAGCGAAGAUGUCAAUUCGCCCUUCUGUCAAAUCAUGGUCUUCGACUUUAAGACUACCUAAAUCUUCUUUUCCUCCUCGACCUCUCCCUGCAGAGCAACCAAAAUACCUUCAACGAUGCUCCGAUCAUCUUUACAAAUGGCAAAGCCAUGAAAGAUCUUCUAAGAAGCCGUUUGUUCUUCAUGAUGGUCCUCCAUACGCCAACGGACCUCUUCAUGUGGGACAUGCUGUAAAUAAACUCUUGAAGGAUAUUAUUUGUCGAACCAAGCUUCAACAGGGUCGCCGAGUUGUGUGGGUUCCAGGAUGGGAUUGCCAUGGUCUUCCGAUCGAGAUCAAGGCUCUUGAGCAAGAACGCGAGAAGAAUAAAGAUGGUGGAGGGGUAUUGGAUGCCAUUGGAAUUCGAAAAGCUGCUCGGAGCCUAGCAAGCAAAACCGUAAAAGAACAUAUGAAAGGCUUCCGGGAAUGGGGAGUUAUGGCAGAUUGGGAUAAGGCCUGGAAGACGAUGGACAAGACAUUCGAAACCAAACAACUUGCAGUUUUUCAGGAAAUGGUCAAGAAAGGCCUCAUUUUUCGACGUUACAAACCGGUAUAUUGGUCACCUUCAUCACGGACAGCUCUUGCGGAAGCGGAGCUCGAGUACAACAACGAACAUAUUUCGACGUCUGCUUAUAUCAAAUUUCCUAUCACGAACAUUUCCAACGAACUAAAGGACAUUAUCCCCAAUUUGAAUAAACUUUCGGCAUUGAUAUGGACUACUACACCGUGGACCCUUCCCGCAAAUAGAGCCAUUGCAUUUCAUCAAGAUCUGACUUAUUCUAUUGUCAAAUGUGACGACGAACACCUGAUCAUUGCCGAUUCUAGAAUCUCUGCACUACAAGAGUCAUGUUUCAAAGAUAAAGCCGUCGAGAUUGUUCAACGAAAUAUACCUAACUCUGUCCUCAAAACUCUGACGUAUACCAAUCAACUUCGUGGCCAAAACUCUGAUGUUCAACCCUUGAUUCAUGCCGAUUUCGUAUCGGCUGAUUCUGGCACUGGACUGGUUCAUUGCGCCCCUGGCCAUGGUAUGGAUGAUUAUGAGGUUUGCACUCGUCUUGGUAUAGAAGCUGUUGCUCCUGUGAAUGAUCUUGGCUGCUUUACCGAUGCUGCUCUUCCUGACGAUCCAAGUGCUUUGUCAGGUAAGUCGGUUUUAAAUGAUGGCAAUAUGGAGGUUCUGAAACUUCUUGGAGAUCAAGUGCUAUUCAUAUCAAAAUACAAGCAUAAGUAUCCAUACGAUUGGCGAACAAAGCUUCCAGUCAUUGUCAGAGCCACAGAACAGUGGUUUGCAGAUGUUGGAGAUGUCAAGAGUGUAGCUCUAGAAAGGUUAAACGAUGUGUCAUUCAUCCCUCAAACCGGAAAGCAAAGAUUAGAAAGCUUCAUCAAGUCUAGGAGUGAAUGGUGUAUUUCGAGACAACGAGCUUGGGGGGUUCCAAUACCUGCACUGUAUGACGAAACUGGCACAGCCUUGUUAACUGAUGCAAGUGUUGCACAUAUUCUAUCUGUUAUCGAUGAACGAGGCAUUGAUGCAUGGUGGUCAGAUGCAGAGAACGAUCCGGCAUGGAUUCCCGCCGGAAUGAACGGUACAUAUCGACGAGGCAAAGAUACUAUGGAUGUUUGGUUUGACAGUGGCACUAGUUGGUCGCAGACCGACCAACGUGCUGAUGUCUACUCUGAAGGCACUGAUCAACACAGAGGGUGGUUUCAAUCAAGUCUAUUAACUCACACCGCUGUUGCUGAUAGUUCAGAGGCACCUUUCAAAACAUUGAUAACACACGGAUUUACUCUUGAUCAAAAUGGCAAAAAAAUGUCUAAAUCAAUUGGGAAUACAAUAGCACCAAGCCAAAUAAUGGAUGGUUCCCUUCUUCCGCCUGUGAAGAUAAAGAAGAAGGGCGGUAACAUUUCUCAAGGACUGGGAGCUGAUGCAUUACGCUUAUGGGUCGCCAGCAGCGAUUAUACUAAGGACCUUGUCAUUGGUCAACCAGUUCUUGCGACUGUAAACUCCGCUUUACUAAAGUAUCGAAUCACCUUCAAAAUGUUGCUCGGGUCAAUGCAUCAGAGUGCGAGGACUUCACCAUUGACCAAACUGGACAAAAUAGCUUUGGUACAAUUGCGAACAGUCAUGGCUGAAGUCGAGUCGGCUUAUGAUUCAUACGAGUUUAACAAAGCUGUAAGUGCAAUCAAUCGAUGGAUUCACACAGACCUUUCCGCAUUUUACCUUGAAGCUAGUAAGGAUAGGCUUUACUGCGGUGACGGAGGAGGUGUCCUGGAAGAGAUAUUCCAUGGUCUUCUGAAAAUGUUAACUCCAAUCACUCCUUGCCUUGUUGAAGAGGUUUGGAACCAUCUGCCUGCCUGGAUGGCUGCGGAAAACCCAGUUCAUCCAUUUCAUCGUGAAUUUCUUGAUCCUAUCAUCUCUUCGAGUCGGCUCUCUGCCGAAGAAUGUUCAUUGAUUGAGCAAGAUAUUCCAUGGUUAUUAAACGCACAGAUUGCCAUCAAGAGCGCACAAGAAGAGGCUCGCUCUGAAAAGAUCAUCGGGUCUUCUUUAGAAUCAUCCGUGUUGAUAGAUAUGCCAUCAAAAGGCCAGGAGAUAUUCAAGCGCUAUGCAGAUGAGCUAGAAAGUAUCUUUGUUGUAUCAUCCGUGGAGUUCGGUAGCGAUGUUAAUAGAGGUGAUUGGAAAUUUUCCGCGAAGUUGAAUCCACCAGGAUGGCAUAACCCGGAUGACGCAGGAAAAGUAUGGGUUCUACCUCCUAAGGACAAAAAGUGCCCUAGAUGUUGGAGGUAUGUAGCUCCAGUAGAGGAUGAGCUUUGUAGGAGAUGCGAAGAUGCUAUUGCUGUAUAAGUGUUGUUUAUGUACGAGUAUGUCAAUGAAUAAAAGAUACCCACUUCUCACACUGUCAACCGCAUUCAACCAUAUGAGCUGUUCAAGCAUUAUUUAUCAAAAAAAUCCAACAAUCCAUCACAAAA
Molecule: messenger RNA, 3986 nt
Organism: Botrytis sinoallii
Lineage: Eukaryota; Fungi; Ascomycota; Leotiomycetes; Helotiales; Sclerotiniaceae
Exons: 2
Coding region: 1000-3861 (953 amino acids)
Biological process (GO): isoleucyl-tRNA aminoacylation
Cellular component (GO): cytosol
Molecular function (GO): ATP binding; isoleucine-tRNA ligase activity; tRNA binding
Source: RefSeq, a predicted model, not a curated record